GCCUCACGGAUCGCAGGCCUAUCUUCGGGGAUGUGUAGUCGUGUCCAGGUCAGGCUUGCGUCCAAGCUUCAGCGGCACGGGGAGUCCUCGGCACCGCGACCCCUGACAAAGUACCCGCCUUUCUCUUCGCUGGAGUCCCACUGGCCACGAUCGUCUCCACUGCACAUCACCCACUGCUCUCCAUUCUUCUGCUUCCGCGCGAUCGAUCCGGAACUAUUUCAUCUCUCUGUCUCUCUCUCAGCAGGUCUCAAUUAUAUACUUCCGCACGGUGCAUCUCAAUCGGAGUGUGUCAGAGCCGGUUCUAGUAUCCAGUUCCAGUUUUCUUUAUCCACCUUGCACAUCCGACAAGUCGAAUGGAAAUGCCCUGGACCAGGACGGAUGACUCUGCUGAAUGGUUCUUUGCGACGUUGUGACUACUCUUUGCAUGGGAAGCGCUUGACUGGUAUAUAUAUAGUGUGACAGUUUCCCCAGGAACCCUGGCUGGCCCUGCAGGAGCAUAUCGCUACCGAGGGCCCCUUUGUUUUGAGAAUGGAAGUGGAGGCUGGUCGAAGCCAGUAUGAUCAAGAGGGCGAUUUG
Molecule: messenger RNA, 576 nt
Organism: Mycena citricolor
Lineage: Eukaryota; Fungi; Basidiomycota; Agaricomycetes; Agaricales; Mycenaceae
Source: the annotation of a GenBank genome assembly